Messenger RNA from Lycium ferocissimum, 4455 nucleotides. RefSeq names its product COP1-interacting protein 7. NCBI's taxonomy places the organism in Eukaryota, Viridiplantae, Streptophyta, Magnoliopsida, Solanales, Solanaceae. The transcript has 13 exons. The coding region runs from base 363 to 4070 and encodes 1235 amino acids. The record is from RefSeq and is a predicted model, not a curated record.
ACAAAUGUACACAUAGUUUUGUGUGAGUGUGUGUUUUUUUGAGCUGUAUUGUGUGUAAAGCUUGAAUCUUGAUUUGUUGAAUGACAUUUUGAUUUGGGUUAGUGUCAAAAAUGUAUGAAAACAACCAUUAAAAGCUUAGUUUUCUUUAGCUUUUGCUUUAAUCUUUUUGGUCUGAACAUACCCUUUUGCUCUUUUUCUCAUUAAAAAAGUGAUCUUUUGUGUUUUUCUAGUGUAAAAAAGGUUUCUUGAUGUUGAAAACAAUGAAGUAUUACUGAUUAGUCUGUGGGGUUUGUUUGUUUGAAGAUUUGGGAGCUUAUUUUAAGAUCUAAGUGUUGGUGGUGAAGCAAAUUGGAGCUGCAAGAAUGAAGUCUAGUACUCUACUUGACUCAGUUGUAUUUCAGCUCACUCCUACUAGAACUAGGUGUGAUUUAUUCAUUAUAGCCAAUGACAAGAAAGAAAAAAUAGCUUCUGGAUUGCUUACUCCUUUUCUUGCUCACUUGGGAACUGCUCAGGAUCAAAUUGCAAAGGGUGGUUACUCAAUUUUGCUGGAACCGGAUACUGAUGUUGAUGCUCCAUGGUUUACAAAGGGCACAGUGGAAAGGUUUGUCCGCUUUGUGAGCACUCCGGAGAUUCUGGAAAGGGUAUACACCAUAGAAUCUGAGAUCUUGCAGAUUGAGGAAGCAAUGGCCCUUCAGGGAAAAAAUGAUAGUGGACAAGGGCGAGUUGAAUACAAAGAAGCAAAACCAGCAGGGAAGUUUGCAGGUACUAAAUCUACAGCAGAUGUCAAUGAGGAGAAAGCUAUUGUCCUUUACAAGCCUGGGGAACAUCGACCUCAAACAGAUUCGCAGGAAGAAAAUUCAAGAGUACAGCUUUUGAAGGUUCUGGAGACUCGCAAGUCUGUGCUUCAAAAAGAACAAGGAAUGGCAUUCGCUCGUGCUGUAGCUGCUGGUUUUGAUAUUGAUCGGAUGGCACAAAUGGUAUCAUUUUCUGAAUCUUUUGGUGCUUCGCGCUUAAGAGAUGCAUGUGUAAGAUUUAUGGAACUGUGGAAGAAAAAGCAUGAAAAUGGACAAUGGGUUGAAAUUGAAGCUGCAGAAGCAAUGGCAAAUCAAUUAGACAUUGCUGCAAUGAAUGCAUCUGGAAUUCAGCUCUCUAAUGUUGCUAAUAAGCAGUUUGAUUCCAACAGCGAGAUGGCUUCUGAGAAUGGUAAUUCAGGGGAAAGGCCUCCAUUUGAUCAACAAAGCCCAAAUGGUCAACAACAAUAUCAAUAUAUACAUCCAAUGUUUCCACCGUGGGCAAUGCAUUCUCCUCCCUCUGCCUUACCUCCUUUUCAAGGAUAUCCCAUGCAAGGAGUACCAUACUAUCCAGCUUAUCCCGGAAAUGGGCAUCCCUAUCAACCUCCUUAUCCAGGAAUGGAAAACUCUCCAACGGGUGUCACUCCGAGAAGUAGACAGAAAAGACGGUCUUUGGAUAGGAGAGAGAGCAACAGUGAUUCAGAGGAGGGUGAAGAAAUGGAAAGUGAAGGGUCUCAUAGUCAAAGAAAGAAGGCUGGUCGGUCAAGGAAAAAUAAAUCAGGAAAGGUUGUUAUACGUAACAUUAAUUAUAUCACUUCUAAGGCAAAGAACUCUAGUGAUAGCGAAUCAGAAGCAGCUUCUGGUUCGGAAAAAGAUGCUGAUAGUGAAGAUUUAGAAGGCAACGGUCACAAUCCAGUGAACAAGCAAACUUCACGGUCACCAAAAACAAGACGAAGCCGCACAAAGCUUCAGGAUGAAUCAAUUUCAUAUGAUGAUACUGUUUGUGAGAAGGAACCUGACGGUGGGCAUUGGCUGGCAUUUCAAAAUUGUUUAUUGAAAGGUAAUGAAGAAGAACGUCAUGCUGACAAAAAUGGCAUGUUUGCAAUGGAGAAAGAUGCAAGGAGGAGACCAAAAAGUACCAUCGCCAAUGGUGAAGUUCUACUUUCUAGCAGAGGAUAUGACAAUGCUCAAGGACUUGGUGACCAAAUGGACAUGCACUUUCCUGAAAUAAAUGGGAGAAAAGUCAUGCCUAGAACUGCAAAUGAUGAAUUUAUGUUAAAUGGUCGAGAAAAUCAAUCAGGGCUGAGAAAUUCAUUAGAUCCUCUUGCAGUAAAUGCAUUUGAGCAUACUAAUAAGCUAGACAAAGCUUCCUCACAUGAUAUGACUGAUGAGUCUUUUAUAGUAACUUUUAGGUCAAUGUCAUUGGAUGGCGUUGGACCAGACGGUAGAACUGCCAUUAACAUGGAGUCUGAGCUUCCAUCAAUGCAUCAAAAAUCAGAAAACAACUCUGCUGGAAUUAUGAGCUACGAGCCUAAUGAUUUGAGCAUGAUGCCUGAACGUGGAACAGAAAAGAGUUCAGGUGUCUAUGACCCUGCUUUUGACUAUGAAAUGCAGGUUUGCAUUGAAGGUUCUGCUUCAAAGGAUAAAAGAAAGAAUGGAGUCUCAAAUGAGGCUAAGGAAGGUUCUAAAAAAUCAGAGAAAGAUCGCAGGUCAAAAGCUACUGUUGAUACUUCGGAUAAGAAAAGGAGUGGAGGACCAAUAAGAAAAGGAAAAAUGUCAAAGUCAAGUCCUUUGGAUGAUGCACGAGCACGCGCUGAGAGGAUAAGAUCCUUCAAAGCUGAUAUCCAGAAGAUGAAAAAAGAAAAGGAAGAGGCAGACCAAAAGCGCAUUGAAGCAUUAAAACUGGAAAGACAAAAGAGAAUUGCAUCCAGAGGUGGCUCCAGCUCUGGCCGCUCUCCAGCAUCAACAACCCAAACAAGAAAAUUGCCAGCAAAAAGCUCUCCUGGCACCUUCAGGGGAUCUAAGUUCAGUGACUCAGAGCCUGGAUCCUCGUCGCCAUUGCAAAGAACCAAAAUAAGAACUUCGCUCGGGUCAAGUGAUUUGCAAAAGGGCUCUAAAGCCAGCAAAUCAACUGAUGGCAGCAAGUUGGCAGGUAGUAACAAAUUGAGUAGAUCAGCGUCAUCCUUAUCUGAACCGAAAAAAGAAAACAAUGGUGUUACACCUGAUUCAAAAGCAUCCAUGGCACGAAUAAGAAGAUUAUCAGAGCCCAAAGCAAUCAGCAGCAAGCCUGAUACUUUACGGAAGGCACAAAGUGCUGAACUAUCAAAGCCCAAGGCUCGGAGUGCUGAACCAGUGUCCAAGACAAAGCGCUCUGAUGUGCCAGAGAGCAAGAAAAUAUCUGCCAUCAUAGACCUUGACAAAAAGAAGGCUGCAACUCUUCCUGAGCUGAAAAUCAGAACCACCAAAGAUUCGUCAGAUUUACCACAAGACAAACCAGCUGCGGAGAUUAUAGCAAAGGAGAAGAAUGACAGGCCUUCUGUAGCAUCUGAAGGCAUUCAAUCAUACAAGAAUGAUCUAGAUGAAAACAUUAUUGAGAAAACUGUUGUUAUGCUUGAGAAGGAGAAGCCCUCUUUGGUCGUGGAAGAGUGUGACCACAUUGACAGUGUAGAGAAAACUGACUAUGCCUCUACACGUGACCCACCCUCACCCUUUGAAGGAUUUAUCAGAGCUCCUGUUCCUAGCCGACUGCAAGAACUGCCAAAUUCCCAUGAGACAGGGACGAGUUAUGCGGAUGACACUCCCAAGUUUGCAAAUAUCGGAAGUACUGUUUAUCGUGCUCCAUAUGCUCGUGUCUCCUCCAUAGAGGACCCUUGUACCAGAAACUUGGAGUUUGUUAAAGCACCCCCAUCGAGCUCAGACACAGGAUCAACAGUUAAAGAAAUUGCCAAAGCUCAUGCACCUGAUAUUCACACUGUUAGAGUAGAUAACAAUCCAGAAGCUGCAGAAAAGACUCAAGUGAAGGAAUCACCAAAAGGUUUUAAACGCCUCUUGAGGUUUGCAAAGAAGAACCACACCUCUGCAGGAGCGGAAUCAAAUGGUGCAAGCAUGAGUAGCAUCAAGCAGGAUGAUAGUGCCACAAAUGCUUCCUUGCCUGGUGAAGUUUACACUUUGAAGAAUUUGAUCUCCCAAGAUGAAACCCCAACUGCUGGCAAUGUUUCUCAGAAGUCUCGACUCUCUUUGUUAUCUCCCUUUCGAAGCAAGACUAGUGAAAAAAGGUGAAAAUAUUCAGUAUCAAGAUUAUUCAAGUGCUCCUAUGGUUGUCAGCAGGAGGUGUGACACAUCAUUCAUCAUUUUAGGAUUUUCUCACAGCUCUUACUGACUUCCCAAAAACGGUUUCUUUCGUAAAUUUAGUUACUGUAAAAAUGUGUGGUUGUUAAGAUGAGAAAUGUAUAUACAUUCGACUGCCUGUUUGCUUUCUAUGUACUCUACAGUUUGGAUUUGAUUUAGGUGUUUUGCAGUGAAGAUGCUCGAGAAAUUUUUCCAGGUCCUAUUGUAUAUUUAUUGCUUAAAGUAUUAACGCUCCUUCACCUAUGUAUUGAAUCAUUAAGUAGCUGGAACUUCCAGAAAAAUGCAUUAAACAGUCCCCAUUGGCUUGGUUCUUUAA